AUGCCAAGGCACAUUGAUCAAGACGUGCACUCCGCGUUUGUGGAGUUUCGCGGCGAUGAUCCCAGCGCGAAAUGCCUGAGUGUGCAGUGCAUCUACUGCCAGCAGACCCGGGCCAAGAACACGACGCGUCAGAAACAGCAUCUUCUUCAAUGUGCGCCCUACCUCCAGGCACAUCCUGAUGUUGCUCUCCAGAUCUCGGGCGCUGCGUCUGCCGCCAGUGCCCAGGCUUCCCAGGCCCAGGCCCAGGCCCAGACCCAGGCCAACGUUGCCGUGCCUGGUCAAGCGUCCGGAGAUGCGCCCGCCGACGGCACCUACACCCACGACGGCACCGUGGGCGAGCAUACUGCCCUGACUUUCGUGCCGAACCCCCGCAUCAACGGCACGCCCAGCCAGGGCCGCCCGUCUCUGGGAGGCGACGGCACUCCGGCCCCCAAGAGGCAGAAGACCAAGCCGACCCCCUCCAACAUGCCCGAGAUCUCUCUGCAGGAUGUCCAUAAAGCCUUCGUUGAGUUCCGCGCCAACGAAACCGACAAGUGCCUCUCCGCCCGGUGCAUCUACUGCAAUCAAGUCCGUGCCAAGAACACGUCUCGCCAGCGGGAGCACCUCUUGACUUGCCCAGGUUAUCAGAGCAUUCUGAAGGAUAAGAUCCCGGCCAAUAACCUGCGGCAUCAGUUCGACCAGGACGACGUUGCUAGCACUCUUGCUCUCCCCGCGCCGACCAUGGACCUGGACUUCCGCAUCAGUAUCAAGGUUAAGCCAAAACUCAACAUCGGCCCGAGCCCUUCGGGUCGGCAGAGUUGGAUUCCUUGCAUUGGUGGGCAGUGGGCAGGCCGCUGGGGCAAAGGAACCAUUCUUUCAGGUGGUCAUGACAUCCAGACGAGCGUCAAGGACACCGCCACGCGCAUCGAUGCCCAGUUCCUUCUCCAGACUAACGAUGAGCAUCCUGCUCAGAUUGUUCUAACCAUGAAGGGCUGGCUGACUGCCGAGCGUGAUGUUAUGGAGCGCCUGCAGGACCCGGUGGCUGCUGAUAAUGUGGUGGCUCAUCGGUAUCGGCUCCGCGUGACGUUGCAGCUUGAGACGGGAGACGAGCGUUAUGCCGAUGUCAAUACAGGUGUUUGGGUUGGCAGUGGUUGUCGUAGGGGCGGCGAGAUAGUCUACGAUGCUUACCGGAUCAGCUAG
Molecule: messenger RNA, 1179 nt
Organism: Thermochaetoides thermophila DSM 1495
Lineage: Eukaryota; Fungi; Ascomycota; Sordariomycetes; Sordariales; Chaetomiaceae
Exons: 3
Coding region: 1-1179 (392 amino acids)
Source: RefSeq, a predicted model, not a curated record